UCGUGAUCCACAUGGCUGUGCAGUACAUGUACAUCAACAACUUGCUUAUUAAUAUACUGGCACGAACUUGAUCUAUCGAUCGUCGUAUGUCGAAGCCACGCACAUGAUGAAGAUCACCGUGGAGUCGUGGAAGGUCGUGACGCCCAGCUCCAGCUGCUGCAGCGGCGGUCGCCCUUCUCCCGAUGCCGACGGCGCUGUUCCGCUCACGGCAUUCGACAAGGUGACCUACGAUCUGUACAUGCAUGGCCUAUAUUUGUUCCCCCCGCCGGCGCCGCCUAGCUCCGUCCUUGUCGCGGGGCUCGCCGCAGCGCUGGCCGAGUACCCGGAGUGGGCCGGGCGGCUCGGCGUGGACGCGCAUGGCAACCGCGCCAUCCUGCUCAACGGCAAGGGCGCGCGGUUCGUCGAGGCCACGGCCGACGUCCCGCUCCGCAGCGUCCUGCCGCUGGAGCCAGCGACUUCCGAGACGCUGAGCCUGCACCCGGCCGCGGGUGCGGAGUCGGACGACGCCGCCGUCGGCGGAGAGGUUCUGCUGCUCCAGGUCACGCGGUUCCCCUGCGGCUCCUUCGUCGUGGGCACGGCCGCGCAGCAUCUCGUGUCCGACGGCGCCGCCUUGCGCAGCUUCUUGAACGCCUGGGCCCAGGCCUCGCGCGGCGCCGCCAUCGACGACCCCGUCCCCCUGCACGACCGCGUGUGCUUCUUCCUGCCCCGGGACCCGCUCCGGGUCGAGUUCGAGCACCGCGGCGCCGAGUACAAGCCGCACCCGCGCACGGAGAAGUCAAGGAACAAAGUCGACGACAGGGUGGUGAUACAUAGGGUGAACUUCAGCCGGAAGUUCGUCGCCGAGCUCAAGGCGCGGGCGUCCGCUGGCGCGCCGCGCCCGCGCAGCACGCUGCAGUGCGUGGCCGCGCACCUGUGGCGGUGCGUCACGAAGGCGCGCAGGCUCGGCGACUUGCGCACGGCCACCGAGCUCCGCAUCGCAGUGAACGGGCGGCGGCGGAUGAAGAACCCACGCGUGCCGGAGGAGUACACGGGCAACGUCGUGCUCUGGGCGCGGCCAACCACGACCUCGGCCGAGCUGCUAAGGAGUCCCCUGAGGCAAGUCGUGGAGCUCGUGUCCAAGGCGGUGACCGCCAUGGACGACGUCUAUUUCAGGUCCUUCGUGGACUUCGCAAGCUCUGGGGUGGUGGAGGAGGAAGGGCUGCUGCCGACGGCAGACCCGUUGGAGACGGUGCUCAGCCCGAACGUCGAGGUGGAUAGCAUGCUGGGGCUCCCGUUCCAGGACUUCGACUUUGGAGGUGGGCCGCCGUUCUUCUUCAUGCCAAGUUACUCGCCGGUGGAGGGCCUCAUAUGCAUCGUGUCGUCUUUCUCCGGUGACGGGAGCAUUGACGCCUACGUCCCUCUCUUCAGCCAAGCAAUGGACGUCUUCAAGAACUGCUGCCGCUCCCUGGCUGCAACAGACGCACGACUUUAGGCCAUGGACUUGCAUCCACGGCUCCCGAGGUCGUGAUGCAAACACCAAAGUUGCCAACCAUCUCGCCAUAAGCGUAUGGAUCUCACGACGCAGCUUGUUGGCGGGCCUAGUGCACGCAACACCGAGAUGAGAUUUCUUUAGCGAGUCCCAUGCGGCCUCGUAUUCAAAAAUUCGAAUAAAGAAAUUAGUGUUCCUACUCCUCUUUUGUGUCAUUAAUUAUUUACGAAGUGCUAUAGAUUAGCAAAAUCAUGAGUAUUCAAAUGCACACCCAUGAUACCUUGGAUUCGCCCUCCAAAGUCAGUUUUAUUAUUUUUUAUAGACUUUGACCUAUAUAAAUAUUUAAUAAUUCUAAAACACUUCUAUUA
Messenger RNA from Zea mays, 1836 nucleotides. Its product is annotated as agmatine coumaroyltransferase-2. Bases 104 to 1471 code for a protein of 455 amino acids. Gene Ontology annotation, molecular function: acyltransferase activity, transferring groups other than amino-acyl groups. The transcript has a single exon. The record is from RefSeq and is a predicted model, not a curated record. NCBI's taxonomy places the organism in Eukaryota, Viridiplantae, Streptophyta, Magnoliopsida, Poales, Poaceae.